AUGGCACGUCUUGCUCAGUUUCUUUCUUUUCUCUCUCUACUAGCUUUGAUCUCUGCCGUGAACGGUCGUGUUUUGAGUUCUUUAUCUGAGGAAUUGGUCUCCGAUGGAUCCAGCUACGAGUUUCUCAGUCUUGAUCCGCCACAUCGCAUUUCCAAGGAUGCUUGUGUUCAUGUCUACGGAUUUCUGCCGUGUGCAGACAACGUUGGAGGAUAUGUCUUCCAAGUCUUCUCCUUUGGCUGUCUACUGAUAGUCGGUGAGUACUUCUUGUCUGAAGGAAGGUCUAAGCUCUUUGUCAUCUUCGAGGUCGGUUUCUAUGGCGGAAUCAUCUUCCCUCUCCUUACAAUGUUCCCAAGAGUAGCACUUAUUCUCUCGACUGGACUUGUGGGAAGCAGAGAGAUUGCAAACACGAUGGUUGGUAAUAACGUUGGAGUUACUGUUGGAUACACAGUCUUUGCUUUGACAAUGCAGUGGGGAGCUUGUGUUGUCUUUGGCUUGUCUGGUCUCAAAUCAGAUCAGUCCAUCAGAAAAGAAGAAGACCAGACGUAUUUUGAUAGAGCAGACCAAGAGAAGAGCUUAGAUCAUGCUAGGUUUGAGCUCAUGUCAGAAGUUCAUAAGCAUUUGCAGAAUUUUUCACCCAAAACCCUCUUAAGAGAUAGACAACUAAAUAAAGAAAGUUUGAAAAGAUUGUUUGAAAAAAUAGAUGUGAACAAAGACGGAAAGAUCCAAGUUUCAGAGUUGAAAGAUCUGACUGUGGAGUUUGGGAUGUUAGGAAGAAUGAAGUGUGACAUAGAUAAGCUUGCCACUGCAUUGAUUUCUGAUUUUGAUAACGAUAGAGAUGGUGAGAUAGAUGAGGCUGAGUUCGAGAAAGGGAUCGAGAAAUGGCUGAAACAGUACAAACUCAGCUUCGAUACCACCGAGUGUCAAAGAGAGGAGGAUAGAGUAGUGAAGAUGGAACUUCCAAACGAAUGUCUUGUCGUUAAGCUGCUCUCGAAGAGAACCUUGAGAGCUUCCAUUGAAGUCAUUGUAGGGAUGCUAAUUGUCAUCUUUCUUGCAAUGCCAUUCAUGAUGAACAUCGAGCGUUUGUCUGUAUCCGCUGGUGUUCCUUCUUUCUAUGUUGUCUUUGCAGUGAUCCCUUUGGCAAGAAACCUAAAGAACGCUUUGUCUGCUCACUUCUGUCGCAAGAAAGACAAGGCUAGAAUCACUUCAGAUACAUUCUCUGAGAUCUACAAGGAUGUUACAAUGAACAAUCUGCUGGGGAUUUCGAUUAUAUUGGCGAUUGUAUACACUAGAGGAUUGACUUGGGAUUACUCUACAGAAGUUCUCAUUAUUGUGAUUGUUGGACUCAUAAUAGGCGUACCGGCUUAUGUUAGAUCAACUUAUCCUUUUUGGAUAUGUGUUUUGGCGUUUGCUCUCUACUUCUUCUCUCUUGUCCUCAUCUAUCUCCAUUUCAAGUCUCUAGGCAAGAACGGAACUUUCACCUCUAACAUGUAG
Molecule: messenger RNA, 1491 nt
Organism: Microthlaspi erraticum
Lineage: Eukaryota; Viridiplantae; Streptophyta; Magnoliopsida; Brassicales; Brassicaceae
Source: the annotation of a GenBank genome assembly